This is a messenger RNA of Grammomys surdaster, 1379 nucleotides long. RefSeq names its product L-lactate dehydrogenase C chain. The transcript has 8 exons. The coding region runs from base 106 to 1104 and encodes 332 amino acids. Gene Ontology annotation, biological process: carboxylic acid metabolic process. Gene Ontology annotation, cellular component: cytoplasm. Gene Ontology annotation, molecular function: L-lactate dehydrogenase (NAD+) activity. Lineage: Eukaryota; Metazoa; Chordata; Mammalia; Rodentia; Muridae. The record is from RefSeq and is a predicted model, not a curated record.
CCUGUGCUGCAGAGUCAGCUGUAGGGUGUGUUUUCGGCAUCCUCUGAGGAAGUGGGCAGUGCCUUCAUCCACCUGUGAAGGAAAGCCUGCGAAUGCCUGCUCAACAUGUCCACCGUCAAGGAGCAGCUAAUUCAGAACCUAGUUCCGGAAGAAAAACUUUCCCGGUGUAAGAUCACUGUGGUCGGAGUUGGAAAUGUGGGAAUGGCAUGUGCUAUUAGUAUUUUACUGAAAGGUUUGGCUGAUGAACUUGCCCUUGUUGAUGCUGAUGGAGACAAACUGAAGGGAGAGGCACUGGAUCUUCUGCAUGGCAGUCUUUUCCUUAGCACUCCAAAAAUCGUCUAUGGAAAAGACUACAAUGUAUCUGCCAACUCCAAACUGGUUAUUAUCACAGCUGGUGCAAGAAUGGUGCCUGGAGAAACUCGCCUUGAGCUGCUCCAACGUAAUGUCGCUAUCAUGAAAGCCAUUGUUCCCGGCGUAGUCCAACACAGUCCGGAUUGUAAAAUAAUCAUUGUGACAAACCCAGUGGAUAUUUUGACAUACGUGGUUUGGAAGGUGAGCGGCUUUCCUGUAAACCGUGUGAUUGGAAGUGGCUGUAACCUAGACUCCGCUCGGUUCCGUUACCUGAUCGGGGAGAAGCUGGGUGUCAAUCCUACAAGCUGCCAUGGCUGGGUUCUCGGAGAACAUGGGGACUCCAGUGUGCCCAUAUGGAGUGGUGUGAACAUUGCUGGUGUAACUCUGAAGUCACUGAACCCAGCAAUAGGAACUGACUCAGAUAAGGAACAGUGGAAAAACAUUCACAAGCAGGUGGUGGAAGGCGGCUAUGAGGUCCUUAACCUGAAGGGCUAUACCUCUUGGGCUAUUGGGCUGUCUGUGACUGAUCUGUCGAGAUCAAUCUUGAAGAAUCUUAAGAGGGUGCAUCCUGUCACCACACUGGUUAAGGGCUACUUUGGGAUAAAUGAAGAAGUCUUCCUCAGUAUCCCUUGUGUCUUGGGACAAAGUGGCAUCACAGACAUUGUGAAAGCUAACUUGAACCCCGAUGAGGAGAGUCUUCUCAAGAAGAGUGCGGACAUACUCUGGAACUUGCAGAAGGGUCUGCAGUUAUAAAAUCUCCACCUGCAACUGUUUAACAGAUGUGUGUUCACAGCAUUGAUCAUAGCAUUCCCAUUGCAAGUGUUUCCACAUCAUAAAAAAGUUCAAUAAAAUUUUGGAAACCUGUAACACCAGUCUCAAGGUUAGAAAGAUUAAUGCCAAAGGCAUCUCCCCCCCCCUUUUUUUUUUUGAGACAGGGUCUCCCUAAAUAGCCUUGGCUGACCUCAGAAACAGAAAUCUCCUAGCCCCCCAGUGCUGGAUUAAAGGCAGGCACCACCAGGGUCAGCUAA